AUGCAAGGUGUAGCGGCCCUGCUCCACCGCCAGCACCACACCGCAGCUUCCGACGCCGCCGCUCGCGAGCCCAGACGACGCCGACGCUCCCACCCCGGCUCUCCUCUCUUUCCUUUGUUCUGGCCCUUCGACCGCCUGCACAUCUUCCGGCCUCUCUUCUCCGGCACCGUCGCCCUCCCCGCCCUACCCCCCUUUCCCUCCGACAUCAUGUCCUUCCGCACGAAGCCCGUCAUCCCGGCCACUCCGCGCGUCAUCUCCCCGAGCCCCACGCCCUCCGACCGCGAAUCCUCACAAGAUGCCUACUUCGGCCCCACAACCAGAUCCGCUGCAAGGAGACGGAGGCUCGCCACGCCGCAGCCUGUACAGGAGGAGAACCCGGACGAGGACACACGGGACGGCCUGCGAAGGGCACGCACGAGGAGCAGGAGUCCCUUGGGCACGGCCAAGGUGAACGGCCUCACGGCCAUCAAUACGGAAAAGCCCUCAACAACAACCAAGCCUGAGGCCCUGCCAAAUGGCGCUGCCAACGGCAAGGCCGGUGAGCACGAUGCCAACGGCCACCUGUCCCCCAGCUCCGCCCAGACGCCCGGCUGGAGCUGGCGCGACUUCAGCCGCAGCCCGAGCCCGCUGGGCCUGAUCCCCAUCCACCGGCACUGGCGGACCUUUGUGCACAAGCACGAGGUGCCGCGCAAGCUGCUGCACCUGUCCAUCGGCUUCCUGGUGCUGUGGCUGUACGCGUCGGGCACGCAGACGACGUCCGUGACGCCCUGGCUCGCGGGCCUACUGGCGCCCAUCGCGACGGCUGACUACGUCCGCCACGCCAGCCCGGCCUUCAACCGCCUCUACACGCGCGUCCUCGGCGCCUUCAUGCGCGAGAGCGAGGUCGCCGGCUGGAACGGCGUCGUCUUCUACCUCCUGGGCGCCCUGCUCGCCCUCGGCGGCCUCCCCAAGGACGUCGGCGUCAUGGCCGUCCUGCUGCUCAGCUGGUGCGACACCGCCGCCAGCACCUUCGGCCGCCUCUACGGCCGCUACACCCCGCGCAUCCGCCGUGGCAAGUCUCUCGCCGGCUCCGCCGCCGCGUUCCUUGUCGGUGUUGUCACCGCGUGGGGGUUCUGGGGCUGGCUCGCUCCCACCAUCGGGCCCAUGCCCGGCGACGAGGGCUUCAUGUUCAAGGGCACGCUGGGCCUGCCGCGUGCCGUUGUGGAUGCUGUCGGCUUGGGCGGCGAGGUCACCGUGUCUGGCGGCGUGGCCCUGGGGCUGAUGAGCCUCUGGUCGGGCUUCGCCGCUGCGGCCAGUGAGGUCGUCGAUGUGUUCGGGUGGGAUGACAACUUGACCAUCCCCGUCCUGAGCGGGCUUGGCAUCUGGGGGUUCCUGAAGGUCUUUGGGUAG
Molecule: messenger RNA, 1389 nt
Organism: Diaporthe citri
Lineage: Eukaryota; Fungi; Ascomycota; Sordariomycetes; Diaporthales; Diaporthaceae
Exons: 1
Coding region: 1-1389 (462 amino acids)
Biological process (GO): phosphatidic acid biosynthetic process
Cellular component (GO): endoplasmic reticulum membrane
Molecular function (GO): ATP-dependent diacylglycerol kinase activity
Source: RefSeq, a predicted model, not a curated record